Vanessa atalanta (red admiral) is the source of this 2236-nucleotide messenger RNA. RefSeq names its product E3 ubiquitin-protein ligase RNF220 (gene RNF220). Bases 233 to 1327 code for a protein of 364 amino acids. The transcript is spliced from 8 exons. Lineage: Eukaryota; Metazoa; Arthropoda; Insecta; Lepidoptera; Nymphalidae. The record is from RefSeq and is a predicted model, not a curated record. Gene Ontology annotation, biological process: protein ubiquitination. Gene Ontology annotation, molecular function: ubiquitin protein ligase activity.
GUUAUGUCAAUUCCCAUCCAAUAAAAAAAACACUUAGCGUUUAUUUAUUAUUGUUUCGGUUAAAAUAAUUAGUGUAAAUUACAUAAAUAAUGACGGCGGUGUCGACAAGACGAGUUCGUACAUCAUCAUCGAACUUCUAUAAACGAUGUUAAAUAAUCAAAUGACUAUUUAAUUCAACAAAAACCGCGAUGUUAUUAGAUUUUGAACUGUGAAUCAACAACAAACAUUUGAAAUGUUACCCGUAGUUAUGUAUAACAUGGAAGGAAGUUCAAAUACAAUUCCAAAUUCGAAUUUUGGUUCGGUUUUCGAUGAUAACGUUAUUUUAAACUGUGUUAGGAGUAGGAAAAAAGUCACGGAACUUCCGAAUUGUCCUGUAUGCAGCUGUACUAUCAGACAGGGUGAAUUAGAUACUCAUUUAUGUCUGGAAGUGGAGAGGCUAAAUAAACUUUCUAAUGGUGGUUCUAAACGUAAGUUAAGUGCUAAUAGCCCCGGCAGUUCUAACCCAAUGCCUGGAUCUAGUUCUAGUGUUGAUAAUCAGAGUGAUGUUGAUGUGAGCGGGUGCCUCGGCAGCGAUGUUUAUCAGCGGGUUCACACAAACCGACUCAAAAGACUACGGGCCCGUCGACGAAGUCCCCCCCCACAGCAGGGGGAAUGCCCCGUGUGUAAUGCAACCCUACCCGUCUCUAGACUACAGAGGCAUGCUCUACGGUGUCUGAAACGUACAGGAGCGGAGAUGGACGAAGAUAUACCAGAUACGAGCUCGGAAGAUGGAAGCAUUGACGUUGAGAACGAUGAGCCGUCGGGCUUCGGUGCGGAGUACCAGUGGUGCGGCGAGUGGCGCGUGCGUGCGGCGGCGCUGCAGGGCUCCGAGGCGCGACCCGCCACCUGCGUGCGACGGGCCUCCACUGACCGCGCUCUGGUCGUAGACGGCGAUGAAGACACGGAACUGUACGGGCCAGCCCAGUAUUCGCCAUCACGCAUUGCACCAGAUGCGGAUAUUCCCGUUGAAGAUGAGGAGACGGAACAAAACGUGGAUGACGUAAUGGAGGAGGCGACCUUGAAACCGAACGGCAUCGUGGAAGCAAGUGCAGAGACAAGGAUACAAGCUUUGAAAGAAAAGAUAAAAGAUUUGGAAAAAAAGCAGAAUUCAUCCUUAGAAGCGAAGUGUCUUAUCUGCCUCGGACCGUAUAUAUCCCCGGCUGUUUCGAUCCAAUGCUGGCACGUGUACUGCGAGGUCUGUUGGCUCCAAUCGCUGCGUGCCAAGAAAAUCUGUCCUCAAUGCAACGCAAUCACGACAGCCGAUCACCUCAGAAGAAUUUAUAUGUGAAAUGUUAUCGAAUGAUAUUAGCUCAAUUAUAUUAUAAUAAUAAUAUUAAGAAUAUAUUUUUGUCAGCCCCGUAGAUUAUAUGUGUAAUAAAAUAAACGUUAAAUAUGGUCGCUUUCAAUGGCAGGAGGACGAUAUAUUGACAACCUCGACCUUUAUUUAUUGACAUCGGUGGAGCUGUAAAUAAUCUGUGGGCUUUGAAAAUGGCGUUUUGAAUGUCGACGAUGUUAUUUGAAGCUUAAGAGUUAAAUUAAAGUAAUUACUUGUGGAACAGUGUUGUAUUAUAAAGGUAGAGGCCAUUUUAUUACGUAAACGAUUUUUAUAGUUGUUGACUGUCUACCCCCUAAAUAGGAAAAAAUAAGAAUAGCCCAAUUCCUUCCCCCUGUUUAAUAUUUAUUACGUGAGAAUCUAAAGGAAAAAUGAUUAUAAGCUUAUUUUGUGUUAUACAACGACAAUCGUACAUGAUUAGAACACAACAAAACACAUAAAUAAAAGAAGUUCAUACACUUUAAUGUUUAAUCAAACAAAUGACGUCACGUUUACAAAUGGCGAGUUCCUGGGAUGUGCAGUGCGGGCAGCGCGUCCGAGCGCACCUCGCGGUUGUCCGCGCUUUUACAAUAACUUUGCGUAUAUUUGUGAUUUAUCCACCUUUGAUGAAGAUGAAUGGCCCCUAAAUUAACAAAUCACAUUUAAAAUGUAAAUAUACGGUUUAAAUCUACCCCUCUUGCCAUUGGAAUGCACUAUAGGUUAAGUUCGUUUCGUGUCGUCGUCGACGGUGUCAGUAAGCGGUGUGUCGGUUCAAAAUAAUUGUUUCAAAGAAUAUGCCUUGGAUGAAGUUUAUACAAUAAUAAUAAAAGUUAGGUUAGUCUUAGUUUAUUUACUGUGUAAAUAAAUUGUAUUUUUUCUAUGUAA